AUGGCCUCCCUCGGCGGAAUAAUGGUGGCCCUAAUCACCCCCUUCACAGACGACAAGACCGCAAUCGAUCCAAGCCGCCUACAAGCACACAUCGAGCACUUGAUCACAGCCGGCGUGCACGGUCUCGUUCCAGGCGGCAGCACCGGCGAAUUCACCACACUGACAGUCGCCGAGCGCAAGCAACUAACCGAGCUCUGUGUGAAGUUCGCCGCAGGCCGAGUGCCCGUCAUCGCCGGCACAGGCAGCCUCUCCUCGGCCGAGGCAGUCGAGCUCUCCGUACACGCCGCGCAAGCCGGCGCCGCGGCGACCAUGGUCGUGCCCCCGUUCUACGACCCCGUCAACCUGGAACAGCUGCACGAGCUGCUGUCCGAGAUCCACACGGCCUCGGGCCUGCCUAUCGUCUACUAUAAUAUCCCUUCUGCGUCUGGGAUCACCCUCUCCCCUGCGGAGAUCGCUGGUCUGUCCAAGGUCGGCGUCAAGUACCUCAAGGAUACCUCUGGUAAUGCGCCCGCGCUGACGGAGCUGAUCUUCGGUCUGUCGGAUCAGAUUGUCUCGUUUAAUGGGUGGGAUACUUUGACUUUCUAUGGUCUUGCGGCUGGCGCGCCCGGUGGUAUCUGGGGUGCGGCGAAUAUUAUCCCCGAGUUGGCGGUUGAGCUUUAUGAGGCGGUUUCCGUGAAGGGGGAUUUGAAGCGCGGGCGGGAGAUUUGGGCGAAGGCUUGGCCUAUUUGCAAGUUCUUGGAGUCUCAUAACUAUGCGGCUGCUGUUAAGACUGGUGUUGAGUUGAUUGGGCAGCCUACUGGGGGCUUGCGCAAGCCUUUUGCUCUUCUCAAUCCGAAGUUGACGGCGGAACUUAAGCAGUUGUUGCAGAAUGCUGGAGUUAAGACUGUUUAG
This is a messenger RNA of Penicillium roqueforti, 891 nucleotides long. Its product is annotated as dihydrodipicolinate synthase family protein. The record is from RefSeq and is a predicted model, not a curated record. The transcript has a single exon. Gene Ontology annotation, cellular component: cytosol. Bases 1 to 891 code for a protein of 296 amino acids. NCBI's taxonomy places the organism in Eukaryota, Fungi, Ascomycota, Eurotiomycetes, Eurotiales, Aspergillaceae. Gene Ontology annotation, biological process: N-acetylneuraminate catabolic process. Gene Ontology annotation, molecular function: N-acetylneuraminate lyase activity.